AUGGGAAGUGACAACAGGACAAGUGUCUCUGAAUUCCUCCUCCUGGGACUCCCCAUCAGACCACACCACCAGGUCUUCUUUUACAUCCUAUUCUUGAGUAUGUAUCUCACCACACUGUUUGGGAACCUGCUUAUCAUCUUGCUCAUCAGAUUAGACUCUCGCCUUCAUACCCCUAUGUAUUUCUUCCUCAGUCACUUGGCCUUCACUGAUGUCUGUUUCUCAUCAGUCACUGCCCCAAAGAUGCUGGUGAACAUGCAGACAGGGAGCCAAACCAUUUCCUACAAUGGAUGCAUCUCACAGAUGUAUUUCUUCAUAUUCUUUACUGAUCUGGAUAGCUUCCUACUCACUGCAAUGGCUUAUGAUCGCUAUGUUGCCAUCUGUCACCCUCUCCACUAUACCACAGUCAUGAGCCAGAAUCUCUGCAGCCUGAUGGUGAUUGGGUCCUGGAUCCUCUCCUGUGCCAGCUCCUUGACUCACACCCUUCUUUUGGCCCGACUAUCCUUCUGUGCAGACAACACCAUAGCCCACUACUUCUGUGACCUGGCUGCUUUGCUCAAGCUAUCCUGCUCAGAUAUCUCCCUUAAUGAACUAGUGAUAUUCACUUUAGGGGUAGCAGUCAUUACACUGCCAUUAACAUGUGUACUUGUUUCUUACAUCCGUAUUGUUGUCACCAUCCUGAAAAUCCCUUCUACCAAUGGGAUCUGCAAAGCCUUGUCCACGUGUGGCUCACACCUCUCUGUGGUAUCUUUAUAUUAUGGGACAAUCAUUGGCCAGUACUUUUUCCCCUCUUCCAGCAACUCUAAUAUCAAAGACAUCAUCUCUGGUAUGAUGUAUACAGUGGUGACUCCCAUGCUGAACCCCUUCAUCUACAGUCUGAGGAACAGAGAUAUUAAUGGAGCCCUGAAGAAAGUCCUUACUAGGGGAAUAUCCUUCAUAGCCAGAGCCAUGAAAUAA
Messenger RNA from Dromiciops gliroides (monito del monte), 954 nucleotides. Its product is annotated as olfactory receptor 1J4-like. Gene Ontology annotation, molecular function: G protein-coupled receptor activity; olfactory receptor activity. The record is from RefSeq and is a predicted model, not a curated record. Gene Ontology annotation, biological process: G protein-coupled receptor signaling pathway. NCBI's taxonomy places the organism in Eukaryota, Metazoa, Chordata, Mammalia, Microbiotheria, Microbiotheriidae. The transcript has a single exon. Bases 1 to 954 code for a protein of 317 amino acids. Gene Ontology annotation, cellular component: membrane.